GUAGUUGGCAGUGCCGGUUCUGAUGAGAAGGUCAACCUCCUGAAAACAAAGUUUGGAUUCGACGAUGCCUUCAACUACAAGACGGAACAGGACCUCAACGCCGCACUAAAGAGGUGCUUCCCGGAGGGCAUUGACAUCUACUUCGACAAUGUGGGUGGUGCGAUAUUAGACGCUGCGCUACUCAACAUGAGGCUGCACGGGCGGGUGGCCAUGUGCGGGUUGAUUUCGCAGUACAACCUGGAGCUGCAUGAGGGCGUGCGCAACCUUGCCUGCGUCGUUACCAAGCGCGUCCGCAUAGAGGGGUUCAUCGUGACGGAGUACUUCGGCACCUACCGCAAGUUCGAAGAGGAGAUGGUAAGUCACCUCAAGGAAGGGAACAUUACCUACGUGGAGGACGUCGCCGAGGGGAUCGAGAAGGUACCGGCAGCACUCGUCGGGAUCUUCUACGGGUGCAACAUCGGAAAGCAGCUUGUGGCUGUUGCACGGGAUUGA
Messenger RNA from Triticum aestivum (bread wheat), 492 nucleotides. Its product is annotated as NADPH-dependent oxidoreductase 2-alkenal reductase-like. The record is from RefSeq and is a predicted model, not a curated record. Lineage: Eukaryota; Viridiplantae; Streptophyta; Magnoliopsida; Poales; Poaceae. Gene Ontology annotation, molecular function: 2-alkenal reductase [NAD(P)H] activity. The transcript has 3 exons. The annotation marks the transcript as partial.